AUGUCGCGUUUCGACGUGCAAUCGUCAAUAUCGUCUUGGAGUCCGAUGACUUCCAUGGUCGACGCAAUCGGUUGGUAUAAAGAGCAAUGGCUUGCGGAAGGUGAUGACAAAGCAGGCUACGGCGAACAUCCUGGGCAUCUUCCGAGAACCAAGAAGGCUGACCAAUUAGCGCUUAGAAUAUUACUUCGCACAAGGAUUUACCCUAAUAGCCUUCCGCAUCUAGCAAUGGAAUUAACACCGGUGAAGGUAUCGGGCAAAAGGAAGAGCAAAGAUGCUGCGGGGAAUGCUGCGAAAAAGCACUCGGGUCGACGUCAACAUUCUACACCCAAUGCUGAGGCCCGGAAGAAAUCCAAGAAACGCACCCUCGAGAAUCUGAAGUCAAGAAACAAAAUGUCGAGCCUCGAAAAGCUACCGACAGAGCUCCUAGAGACAAUAUUUCUCUAUUCCAUGAACCCCAGUCUCCCCCGUGCGAGUCCUGUUAUAUGUGGAAAGCUUAGCAGUCAAGCUAUCUACACCAAGUUUAUCGUUUCAGCUUUUGGUCCAUCGUGGGCCAAAGCUGAUUGGAAAACCUAUAACCCAGAUGUCGAUUAUGAUAUAUCGAAUGCCGACUGUGAUACAUACGUUGCUAGUUUGCAGAAUGCACUCCUCCGCUGUCGAUGGGCACGGCUGCCACUUAUUCUCAAAGCAAAACAGAUCUGGAUUGCAAAAUACUCUCAGGAUAGUGAAGGUUCUCAGCUAUGGUUUGCUAAACCGUCGGAUUACCCUUUCACUAUAGGUAUCUCACCGAUUAACAGAACAGGCCAAGAGCUUUUCGACCAGGAGUUCGCGCUCUUCUCUAACUACGUCACGCAACCAGAGCCCUUCAAUCCAUUGGUCCUUUGCUUUAGAAGCCACGGUGAUUUGGCGAAGGGUUUUGAAAUACCUGAUAGUCUCCUUCUUGGCCCUUGGACUGAGGAGCAAAUAACCAUGCUAUUCUGGCUUGUGAGAGGAGGGGCUCGUGUCAGUUGGCUUACUUCCACUAGCGGCGAGUCAGCAAUGGUCGGAUUGAAGAAUGCCAUUUCAAUCGGAGAUAUACGUGCUAUAUGUCUUCUAGUCGCGGCAAAUCGUGAACAAGGGUUUGACGAAAACCUUAUCCUUUGGGCAUUAUUCAACGUUGGUGGUGACAAAAUCAGAGUAUUUCAGUGUUUGGUACGGUUGGCAGAGUGUUUCGUACCUACAUGGGAAUUUCCUAGCAUUGCAGACGACUUGGAGGACAUCCUGAGAAAAGCUCUAAAGGAAAUGGACCAAGAGAAACUCGAUCUUGUGGCCCUAAUCUAUAACUCUUGGGCUCCUGGCGAGCUGCCCGACUGCACUAAGAUCUCUGCAGCUGCUAUGCGGUCCGUUUUUUACGCGCCUGCGCCAUCAUCGAGACUGCUGAGAUUCCUGAGAUUGCAAUCUGAAGCCGUUUGCUUUUUCAACCCCAACCCUCGGCCAGGCUUCACGUUCGAUUCCGCCGCGCCUCGAGGAUCUUAUUUAGCACCGAAUUAUUCCAAGGGAGCAUCCUCCAGAUGUCUAUCAACUACAACCCCUUGUCGCGCCACUGUUGAGGCCGGGUUUCUGAACCUAGAGUUCCUUUGGCCGCAGUCAGCACCAUCCGGUCUACAGCAUCCAACGGCUCAAUGUAGAAAUGCGGCCCGGAGCAGGCGGGCGGGAUAUGGGAAGACAUUAUCAGGACAACGGAAGUCCUCCACGAAAUCAAACCGAUGGCUGCAGAAGAUCUGGGGGGUUACGUCGACCAAAGGUGGGCGACCAUUACGCCCAGAUGAUCUCCCCUCGUCCUUACGAGGGCGAGAAGAUACGUCAGAAACCUCGGUAUUCAGUCUCGGACGAGCAGUAUCUGCGAAAGCAGCUGCUCAGCCUAAAUUACGUUGCACGGAGCUGGACGAGCAAGGCAAUGUAGUGCUUGCUAGUGGGGAAUUUAAGAAGAGCGAGUUGAUUGCGAAGUAUGGGCUUCUUCCCCGCGAUCUCCGAAAAAUCGACUCGAGCCUUCUCCCACAUAUCCUCGUUCGCCCAUCCGCCAUCCUAAUCAACCUGCUCCAUCUCCGCGUCCUCAUAAAGGCUAAUCGUGUCCUGGUAUUUGAUGCCUACGGCACCACAGACUCAUACAAUCAAUCCGCUUUCAUCUAUGACCUAGAAGACAAGCUGCGUCAAAAGUCGAACUCCAUGUCGGCAGGGGGCCUACCCUAUGAAUUCCGAGCCCUAGAAGCCGUCCUAGUUUCAGUGAUAACCAGUUUAGAAACGGAAUUUGAGGGCGUAAGACAACCCGUCGUUCGGGUGCUCCAAGAGCUAGAAGAAGACAUCGACAGGGAUAAACUGCGUCUCCUACUGAUCUACUCGAAAAAGCUCGGAACUUUCGAGCAGAAGGCGAAACUAGUCCGGGACUCUAUUGAUGAGCUAUUAGAAGCGGAUGAUGAUUUGGCCGCUAUGUACCUGACUGAGAAAUCUCACGAUAUUGUGCGUGGAGAGGCCGAUCAUACCGAAGUCGAAAUGCUGCUAGAAUCCUACCAUAAGCUCUGUGACGAAAUCGUGCAGGAAUCUGGAAAUCUCGUCUCUAAUAUCCGGAAUACUGAAGAAAUCGUCAAAGCAAUCCUGGACGCAAACCGAAACUCUCUCAUGCUCUUAGACCUUAAAUUCUCUAUCGGUACUCUAGGCAUAGGCUCCGGCGCCUUCGUCGCCGCCCUCUAUGGCAUGAAUCUCAAAAAUUUUAUCGAAGAAAACGAUGUUGGUUUUUGGGGCGUCACGGGAUGGUGUGUCAUAUUCUCAACUAUAGUCUGCGGUUACGGAUUGACCAAGUUGCGAAAGGUGCAGAGAGUUAGUAUGUGGGGCGAGUCUGGGAGGAGAGGGCGAAAUUGGAGGGUUGCGGAUCAUCGGGAGUUGGAUUUAGGGACACGAGAUAGGUUGGAGAGGGGGAGGAGGUUGAAAGAGGAAAGGCUGUGUGCGAGGGAGGAUAUGUUAGAGCAUAGGAGGAGCACAGCCAUAGCUGCUUCGGCGGCCGCCUCCUUGGCAAAUCCGAAGAAGUGA
Molecule: messenger RNA, 3060 nt
Organism: Venustampulla echinocandica
Lineage: Eukaryota; Fungi; Ascomycota; Leotiomycetes; Helotiales; Pleuroascaceae
Exons: 10
Coding region: 1-3060 (1019 amino acids)
Biological process (GO): mitochondrial magnesium ion transmembrane transport
Cellular component (GO): mitochondrial inner membrane
Molecular function (GO): magnesium ion transmembrane transporter activity
Source: RefSeq, a predicted model, not a curated record